Fusarium musae is the source of this 1200-nucleotide messenger RNA. RefSeq lists its product as uncharacterized. The record is from RefSeq and is a predicted model, not a curated record. Bases 1 to 1200 code for a protein of 399 amino acids. Lineage: Eukaryota; Fungi; Ascomycota; Sordariomycetes; Hypocreales; Nectriaceae. The transcript has a single exon.
AUGUAUCCAGACUGGAAAGAAGUCAAGCAACGAUCGAUGCGAGGUCGUCUACAAAGCCUCAGACUUCGCCUUAUCGAUAUUGCGAACAACUUGGACAAUCUUACGGCAGAACAGCUUGGCAUUCAUUGCGGUGCCAUCACGGAAGACCUAAAAAGCUUGUCCUAUGAUUGUAUUGUAGAAAGCAGGGAUCGACUUGACGAAUUCCAGUUCUACUGGCGAGUUAGCGAAAUCGAGGUUUUGAUAAAGUUUUGUGUUGACGAGGAGCUCAAAAAGAUUGAUGAACGAACAGAGAAUCGAAAGCCUAAGAUGACGAGAGAAAAGCGCAGGGAGAUGAUGGCGGAUCUCAAAUUUGAUAUUCCUUUCACUGAACUGUGCUUCGUUCCAUUUGAUGCGUAUGACUUCUUCAUGAGUCUGGGACAGGCAUUUAAGGACCUCAUUGUCGAUGAGCUGAGGGCUCGUGCUCAAGAUGAUCCUACGGCUGACCUUCAGUCUAUCAAGAAAGAGCCAGGUAUCGAGGAAGAACAGUCUGUCAAGCAGGAGGAGCUUAUCAAGGAAGAAGGUGUCAGCGAGCUACCUCGUUCCGAACUACAUCGACCUGGAGAGUUCAUCCCUAACGAUGUGCUUAAGCAGAGGUUCAGAGAUCUGGCGGCCAACUUUGAUGAUCCCAGCAGUCGCUGGGCAAAGCAACAACUCGAUGCGUAUCAGAGAUAUCUCAAGUUACCAGUCACAGACAAAGUGGCAUCGGGUAUCGUGGAGGAAUACGGCGAUUGUGUAUCAAUGAAGAUGCCGUGUCCGCCAGGGAUGAGCUGUCUUCUCCUGGCCCGUUCAGGAGACUGGUGGUUCCCCCAUCCAGUGGACCCCUCUGCUAAGAAGUCUGGUUCUUGGGGCGACGUUCCUAACCUGGAGGUACUCACCAUGACUCGCGAACAGCUGCGAGAAGAUCAUGAGUUUGGGGGCGAUGCCUUUAAAAAGGAGGUGCCUGAAAUCGAACCUCGUCUCGAGAAGUUGGACAUUGACUUUAAUAAAGUUGUUACUUCUCAGUAUGGGUUUGUCGUUGCUUGGAGGUACGUGGGAGGCGAUGAAUGGUUUGACCGUUAUGGUCAUGUUGUUCCGGAGCUUGUCGUUGAUCAGUCCAUUAUUCACCACGGUCGACGAUGGAGUGAGGCUAGGAAAGAAGAUGUGCUUUCGGGUUCAGAUUGA